UAGUAGAUAUCAGUUGGUGCUGAGUGCUCCACGAGAAUGAACCGGGACGGAUUGCUUAACAAAACUCUCAGUCCUCCUCUCUCGAGAAUAUCCAUUUCCAAUGGGCCAUCUCUUUCAAAUUCCUACGGCGGAGGACAAUUCCGAGAACCAAGUUGGAUUCCAUCAAUACGCGGCUCAAAUGGAUCGCUGUCGUUUCCGUCAAGAUCGAACAACCUGAUACCGACAAGCGUAUUCGACUCGUUCGAUGACUCGCAUCUACUUGCUCCGCAACUCGAAGCUUCUCCCAAAUACCUGACGAAACCAUCAAAGCAGAGUGGCUUCUCCAUUCCUGGUUUGCACUCGUCGCAUUCAGCUGACUCUGGAGGCUACGAUGCGCACGAUAUUUUGGACCAGAUAUCUGCGUCCUUACAACCAACAGUCAGUGAAUCUCAAUUUGAUAAACCAUUCGAAACUCCUUCUCCUAUUAAUAUCGCGUCGGGACAUUCGCUGCACGCGUUACACUCGGCAAUCGGUCAGCCUGCCGAUGAUAUGAACCCACGAGAGCUGGAAUGGUUCGCGGAACGCUUCAAGCAAAGAAGAAUUAAACUUGGAGUAACACAGGCCGAUGUCGGGUCCGCGCUUGCACAUUUGAAAAUCCCUGGUGUUGGUUCCCUCAGUCAAUCCACUAUCUGCAGGUUUGAGUCGCUUACUCUUAGUCACAAUAACAUGAUGGCACUAAAGCCUGUGCUCACAGCGUGGCUCGAGGAGGCAGAAAAAGCGUAUAAAACCAAGCAGUGCAACAGCGCAUUUCUCCCGAACUCCGACAAGAAACGUAAACGCACGUCUAUCGGCGCGGCGGAAAAGCGCUCACUGGAAGCGUACUUCGCAAUGAAUCCGCGACCUUCUAGCGACAAAAUUGCGUCUAUCGCGGAGAAACUGGACCUUUCUAAAAACGUUGUACGCGUUUGGUUUUGUAACCAGAGGCAGAAGAAGAAGAGAAUGAAGUUCUCCGUACAUUAACUCAGGGAAUUCUUUUCCUGUGUUGAAUUACGGCGCAAAGUCUAGCCCUGGAAUGUGUCUGGGGAGUUCGGCUGCUGCGACUCAAACGUUGAACUAAUUUUUAUUUAUAACCUGAAAUUCCCGUGAAUGGUUGAAUGAAAAUAAUGGACAUCUACGCCGAGGUUAUGAAAUCUCCUUCAAGGCGAAAUGUGCGAAGAAGCUUGAACUUACAAAUACAAGCUAAGUGAAGAAUAACUAAAGAAAUAAUAGAGAGAAACCGCGCCAGGCUGUUAACAAAUGCCGUUGAAGACAACUUAUUAUCUCCCAGAGAAGUUGUUUUGAAUUGCUCGUGGACAAAUAUUAUUGAACAAAUUCGCGUUGGUUUUAACAGAGAUGCGAAAAAUUCCUUCGCAUUAACGACGUUAACUUCCGGGCUUUCUCAUAAGUUCCUUCCGAGUGUUUUACUCCGAGAAAAUUUCACUAGAAAGGUAACAAUCGAGGAAAACAUAGAUCUCUUUCCGCACCUGCCAACGAGGCCAAAACUAAUUCUUUACAUUUGAACAAGUUUGAAUCCAUUACAACUAGUUGUGUAUGUAAAUUUCUCCCUUUUUGACGAAAAACCGAUUCGGGAUGCCGAUGUUUAGUUUAACAAUUUGACAAGAAAUAACCCAGAAAUUAGUACUUCAAAAUAAGAAACGCGUAGCCUGUCAAAUAAACGGUUUUUCUUCAAAUAAGGCUGUACCGAUGUUAAUUACCGGCUCGGGGCUAGCUAUUGUAAAGCAGUUUGGUGGCAUGGAAAUGAGUUUAUUAAUUGCUCAAAGUACUUGAAAUGUAAAGACUACGAGACCCGAUACAAACGAAGGGCUUAUCUUCCGAGCGCCUAAAGAAUAUAUUUUGAAAUUUUAUAAGUUUAACAAAUCUUUUAUGAAUCCCUUUAGUGUAUUAUAACGUCUGUACAGAAUUUAUGAGAGUUGCUCUUCAUGUUAGAUUCAAGUUGCAGUAUUCAAAACAAUUGUUGUCCUUGCCAAGACGGUGGCAAACGUUGUAAUAAAAAUAUUCUCGUUUAGCAAAAUUUCUAACUAAUCGCCCUUAACUGGCCGAGAGUUUUAAUAAAGCCAUUUAAACAGA
This is a messenger RNA of Nematostella vectensis (starlet sea anemone), 2106 nucleotides long. Its product is annotated as brain-specific homeobox/POU domain protein 3. Gene Ontology annotation, biological process: regulation of transcription by RNA polymerase II. The coding region runs from base 37 to 999 and encodes 320 amino acids. The transcript has 3 exons. Gene Ontology annotation, molecular function: RNA polymerase II cis-regulatory region sequence-specific DNA binding; DNA-binding transcription factor activity, RNA polymerase II-specific. NCBI's taxonomy places the organism in Eukaryota, Metazoa, Cnidaria, Anthozoa, Actiniaria, Edwardsiidae. The record is from RefSeq and is a predicted model, not a curated record.